CUGUGGCAGGAGGCGGACGAAGUUGCAAAACUCCCGGAGAGGAGGGAGCUACUCUGCAAAGCCUGCUGGAAGAGGACGCAAAAUUGAAACCUUAAAAGACAAAAAAACAAAAAAAAGAAAAACAACAAAACAAAAGAAACGCGAAGCGAACCGCAAACGCCAAUCCUCCCGACAUGUACAUGUACUGGAAUACUUUUUUGUAAUGUUGAUAAUAUAUUCUAUGUGAAGAAAGUAUUUAUACCUUUUCCUUUUUUUGUAUUUGCACUAACUAACGGUACUUCAGAACUACUGAGAAUCUUUAUUUUUUACACACACAAAAAAACGAAAACAUUAUCACACCCCGUGGAAGGACAUCACUUCUACAAAACCAGCACUUUUGCUUUUGAACCGUGUUUUUUUUUUUUUUUUUCCCCCCCUUUUUGUGUCCGAGCUGUCUGGUUGCUUUUUUUUGCCAUCCUGCCUGGUGAGCGCCUGUUGUGUUGCCAACAACCACGGAUAAACAAAGCAGACCCGGUGGACACAGUCAAGGUCAGACACGCCUAAUCUUCACGCACCUGGUAAACUUCAGCAGUUCGCUAUGCAGCUUGAAAUCCAAGUAGCUCUCAACUUCAUCAUCUCCUACCUGUACAACAAGCUGCCGAGGCGGCGGGUCAACAUUUUCGGUGAGGAGCUCGAGAGGCAGCUGAAGCAGAAGUAUGAGGGACACUGGUACCCGGACAAGCCAUACAAGGGCUCAGGAUUCAGAUGCAUCCACGUUGGGGAGAAGGUGGACCCAGUGGUGGAGAAGGCAGCCAAAGAGAGCGGGCUGGACAUCGAGGAUGUCCGCAAUAACCUGCCCCAGGACCUCAGCGUGUGGAUUGACCCCUUCGAGGUGUCCUAUCAGAUCGGUGAGAAGGGGCCCGUCAAAGUGUUGUACGUCGACGACAGCAACGAGAGCGGAGCGAACAGCGGGGGGCUCGAUCUGGAUAAGGAGAUCAAGAACAGCUUCAACCCCGACGCACAGGUCUUCAUGCCCAUCAGCGAGCCUGUGAACGGAGCCUCUCCGGGCUCCAGCUCCCCGUCUCCUCCUUUCGGCCACUCGGCAGCCGUCAGCCCCACCUUCAUGCCCCGCUCCACGCAGCCUUUAACCUUCACGACGGCAACCUUCGCCGCCACAAAGUUCGGCUCCACUAAGAUGAAGAGCAGUGGCCGCAACAACAACAACAACGGCGGGAGCGGCGCCGGGAACAAGGCGGCGCGUACCUCUCCCACCAACCUGGGCCUGAAUGUGAACAGUCUCCUGAAACAGAAAGCCAUCUCCACCUCCAUGCACUCUCUGUACGGGUUGGGCCUCGGGGUGCAGCAGCAGCAGCACCAGAAGCCCUCGGCCCUGUCCCCCAAUGCCAAGGAGUUUGUGUUCCCCAGCCUUCAGGGCCAGGGCAGCCAGAGCGCUCUCUUCCCCGGGGACAGCUCACUCAGCCUAAGCCCGCUGCAGUACAGCAAUGCCUUCGACGUGUUUGCGGCCUACGGUGGCCUUAACGACAAGUCCCUUAUGGAUGGCUUGAAUUUCAGCUUGAACAACAUGCAGUAUUCUAACCAGCAAUUCCAGCCAGUAAUGGCCAACUAGUACACGUAAAAGGUACUACUUAAGCUACUACUUCACACAGAAACGACCAGAGAUAAUGUGAUACGGGGAAAAAAAAAACAAACACAAAUGCACAUUUUGAAAACUUAAAAAAACAAAAAAAACAACAACAUGUAAACGAGAACAGAAUGUCAAGGAUAAAAGGAAAAAGUGACUUGUCAGCUGUAAGAUCUAUGUUACGAGUCUAAGAGCAUGAGCCCGAGGGUGAAUUACUUUGCCCCCUUGAGUUAUACCUUUAGUACAAGAUGUCCAAGCUUGGUUUUCCUAAACUUCAACAUGCAUCAUUGUUAUUUCUUUUGCCAACCAAGCACAAAAUAUUUUUUUUAUGUGACUGUUUUAAGAUAUAUAAAAAAAAAGGACAAAAAAACACAAAAAACAAACUCCACCACAAGUCAUGGCCUCUUUCAGUAUUUAAACAUAACUGGACACCGCCAAUUUUUUUCAAGAAAUUGGCACAAAUAAGUGGGAUUUCCUGGUCUUUUUUCUAAUUGUAUAAUUUAAUUUAGUACAGAGUUUGUAAAAUAUCAGAGUAUCUAUUGUUUCUACGACAUGGUAUUGCAUUUAUAUCUUUUUACUACUCCAGUGAUCUGUGAUGGCUGCAGCAACUUUAUGUUUUCUUUUUUUUUUAUUGAAAUUAUAAAAAAUGAAUCCAUCUUUAAGAAAAAAAAACAAGAAGAAAAAAAAAAACAUUGACUAUUCUAAAGAUUGUGUACAGAAUAUUCCGUAGUGGUGGGAUUUAAGAAUAUUUGCUUUUUUGAAAAACAUAAGAGUUGUAUUUUCUGUUAAGAGUUUAAAGAUUUUUGCUAUAUUAUGGACAAAAUGUAAUCGUAUAUUAAUUUUGUACCUACAUUGUGCAAUACUUGAUAAAAAACAAACGGUAUAACAAAGUAUUUGGAGUCAGUGUCUUACAUGUUAAGAGGGACUGAUAGUUUAUUAAGUUUGUAUUAAAAAGCUUGAAAAUAA
Messenger RNA from Acanthopagrus latus (yellowfin seabream), 2587 nucleotides. It is a transcript of the gene tob1a, whose product is annotated as transducer of ERBB2, 1a. The record is from RefSeq and is a predicted model, not a curated record. Gene Ontology annotation, molecular function: transcription corepressor activity. Gene Ontology annotation, biological process: regulation of gene expression. The coding region runs from base 578 to 1606 and encodes 342 amino acids. The transcript has 2 exons. Lineage: Eukaryota; Metazoa; Chordata; Actinopteri; Spariformes; Sparidae. Gene Ontology annotation, cellular component: nucleus; cytoplasm.